CUCUCUCUCUCUCUCUCUUUAGAGAGGAAAAAAGCCCUUCAUUAUCCACCUCCAAUUCUCUCUCUGUUCUUCCAAAUUGAUCCAAAGUUUGCAGCUUUGGCGUAUCAGAACCUCCCAUUUGGAUAUUUCUUGGUGCUUCGGAUUGAGUUUUGGAGGAAAAGGUGAGAUUUUGCUCAUUUGAUUGCAUGUGGUUUGUAGAUUAGAGUGUUGCUUGUUGAGAAUCCAUGGCUUCUCCUGCUUCCCUUGCAACUCUGGGAAGCACGAGGCCAUCCGGCUUGGAUGUCUCCUCCCCUUGGGCUGUCUCCAUUCGGAGAAUCCAUGUUGUUUCUAGGAUUAGUUUCAAUUACUACGGUGAGACGAGGCGAUGGUGUCGUUCUCCUGCACGGCUUUGCAAGUGUAUGGUGACCACUGGGUUCAUUGAGGAGAAAAAAGCCUCGGUUUCCCCUGAAUCCACUUUCAAAAGUAGUAGUGUUGGUGGUGGUGAUGGAGAUGCUGACCUUGUCCUCAAGCCUGCGCCUAAACCUGUACUGAAAGCCCCUGACGAUUCUAUAAACUCUACAUUGUGGUCACCUGCCAAAGUCGCUGGCAAAGUACGGCCAGAGCUUCCGGUGGAGGGUAGGGAGAAUGUUUUAGAGUCUUUAGGUGAGGUUUUGGAGAAGGCUGAGAAGCUUGAAACAUCGAAUUCCACCAAAUUUGUGGUGGAUAAGGACAGGAGAGACAAUGGCAAGAUGAGUGAUAAUCCUAAACCACCGAAACCUGUUAGUGCAAGUUCAUCUCUCAAGAAGGCAAAGACUUUGAAGAGUGUGUGGCGGAAGGGGAACCCAGUUGCCAAUAUGAAGAGGGUUGUUAGUGAAGUACCUAGAGCUGAGAAAGGGAAAGAGGAGGAGAAGGCACCGUCUUUGGUGGUGGAGAGGAAGGAUUCGGUGAAUCUACCGGUUACCCCUUCGAGGCCUCAAAUGUCUUUACCUCCCAAACCCACUCCAAAGUUACAGGCAAGGCCUCCAGCUGCUCCUCUUCCUCCUAAACCUCCUGUCUUGAAUAAGCCUAAUUCUGUUAGAGAGCGGAAGCCAAUUCUUAUAGAUAAGUUUGCACCAAAGAAAUCAGCUAUUGAUCCAAUUGCAGCCGAAGCUAUAUUAGCUGCCCCCACAAAGCCAGGAAAGGGACCUCCACCAACAAAAGUUAAAGAUGAGCGUCGCAAGAGAUCAAGUGCUGCUGGAAGUCUGCGGAGACGCUUGGCAGAUGAUGCUAAGAUACCAGAAGAGGAUGCCUCAGAACUUGGUGUGCCAAUUCCUGGCGUGAAAGAUACAAGGAAAGGUAGGAAGUGGACGAAGGCAAGCCGUAAGGCUGCAAGACUUCAGGCAGCUAGAGCUGCUGAACCUGUUAGAGUAGAGAUUCUCGAGGUCGGAGAAGAGGGAAUGUUGGCUGAGGACUUGGCAUUCAACUUAGCAGUUAGUGAAGCCGAUAUUCUUAGUUAUUUGUAUGCGAAAGGGGUUAAGCCCGACAUGGUGCAAACUUUGGAUAAAGAUAUGGUCAAGAUGAUUUGCAAAGAAUAUGAUGUGGAGGUUCUGGAAGUGGAACCAGUCAGAGUGGAAGAUAUGGCAAAGAAGAACGAAAUGCUUGAUGAGGAGGAUUUGGACAUGUUAGAAGACAGGCCCCCUGUUAUUACAAUUAUGGGGCAUGUGGAUCAUGGAAAGACCACCCUGUUGGACUAUAUACGCAAAAGCAAGGUGGUAGCAUCUGAAGCAGGUGGUAUAACACAAGGUAUUGGAGCUUACAAAGUCCAAAUUCCUGUUGAUGGGAAGCUUCAGCCUUGUGUAUUCCUUGAUACACCUGGACAUGAGGCAUUUGGUGCAAUGAGGGCGAGAGGAGCCAAGGUAACUGACAUUGUCAUCAUUGUGGUUGCUGCUGAUGAUGGAGUUCGCCCUCAAACAAGUGAGGCGAUUGCUCAUGCCAAGGCUGCUGGGGUGCCUAUCAUAGUAGCUAUAAAUAAGGUAGAUAAGGAUGGAGCCAGUCCUGAUCGUGUUAUGCAAGAGCUUUCUUCGGUUGGUCUUAUGCCAGAAGCGUGGGGUGGUGACACUCCAAUGGUUCAAAUCAGUGCUCUUAAAGGGGAGAAUAUAGAUGAAUUGCUAGAAACCAUUGUGCUUGUUGCUGAGUUGCAAGAAUUGAAAGCGAAUCCUCAUAGAAGUGCAAAGGGCACUGUUGUAGAGGCAGGCCUUGAUAAAGCAAAAGGCCCAGUGGCCACCCUAAUUGUGCAAAACGGAACUCUUAAAAAGAGUGAUGUUGUUGUAUGUGGUGAAGCUUAUGGAAAGGUUCGUGCUUUAUUUGAUGAUAGAGGGAACCGUGUUGAUGAAGCUGGACCAUCAACAGCAGUGCAGGUCAUCGGCUUGAGUGAUGUUCCUAUUGCUGGUGAUAGAUUUGAGGUCGUGGAGUCCCUAGAUGUCGCAAGGGAAAAAGCAGAGGCAUGUGGAGUAUCAUUGCGAGCUGCAAGGAUAUCUGCCAAGGCUGGGGAAGGAAAGGUCACCCUCUCAUCCAUUGCUUCUGCAGUUUCAGCAGGAAAACAGGGUGGCUUAGAUAUGCAUCAGCUGAAUAUCAUUUUGAAGGUUGAUGUUCAGGGUUCAAUUGAAGCAAUUAGGCAAGCUAUUCAAGUGCUUCCACAAGAUAAUGUCACUCUGAAAUUCCUUCUUCAAGCUCCAGGCGACAUAAGCGCAAGUGAUGCUGAUCUGGCAGUUGCUACAGAGGCUGUCAUAUUUGGGUUCAAUGUAAAGGCUCCCGGUUCUGUGAAGAGCUAUGCGGACAAAAAGAAUGUUGAAAUUCGGCUAUAUAGAGUUAUUUAUGAUCUUAUUGAUGACAUGCGAAAAGCAAUGGAGGGACUUUUGUAUCCUGUUGAGGAACAAGUAUCAAUAGGAACAGCCAACGUUCGUGCGACAUUUAGCAGUGGAAGUGGACGUGUUGCUGGAUGCAUGGUUGCUGAAGGCAAAGUGGUGAAAGAUUGUGGUGUAAGUGUUCUCCGGAAAGGGAAGAUAAUUCAUACUGGCAAAAUUAGCUCCCUCAGGCGAGUGAAGGAAGAGGUGAAGGAGGUUGCAGCCGGGCUUGAGUGUGGUAUUGGCAUGGAUGAUUACAACGAUUGGGAAGCCGGGGAUGUUAUUGAGGCCUUUAAUACCAUAAAGAAACAAAGAACACUCGAGGAAGCAUCAGCCUCGGUUACAGCCGCAUUAGCCGGAGCAGGCAUUCAAUUAUGAAAACAACAAAAAAGCCGAAAGAUGUUUUUUAUCUAUUUCCAAGGACCUACACAGUUUAUCGAAUUCGGCAUUCCGAAGCUUACAUUCAAUCAUCUAAACCCUUUAAAGCCGGAAACACAGGUAUCAUGUACUAAACAAGUCGAAAAUUUUAUGUAAAUAAUGAACCUCAGCUGUAUUUUUUUUUUUUUGGCAUAGAAGGGGAAUUUUCUCAACCUUCUUCAUGAUUCAACCACAAUCACUUGUAACAGUUGCAGUUAUUUUACUGAAAUUCUUAAUGCAAA
Molecule: messenger RNA, 3520 nt
Organism: Dioscorea cayenensis subsp. rotundata (Guinea yam)
Lineage: Eukaryota; Viridiplantae; Streptophyta; Magnoliopsida; Dioscoreales; Dioscoreaceae
Product: translation initiation factor IF-2, chloroplastic
Exons: 12
Coding region: 225-3239 (1004 amino acids)
Biological process (GO): translational initiation
Molecular function (GO): GTPase activity; GTP binding; translation initiation factor activity
Source: RefSeq, a predicted model, not a curated record